Chrysochloris asiatica (Cape golden mole) is the source of this 171-nucleotide messenger RNA. RefSeq names its product zinc finger protein 155-like. Gene Ontology annotation, biological process: regulation of DNA-templated transcription. The record is from RefSeq and is a predicted model, not a curated record. The transcript has 3 exons. Lineage: Eukaryota; Metazoa; Chordata; Mammalia; Afrosoricida; Chrysochloridae. Bases 1 to 171 code for a protein of 56 amino acids.
AUGACUACAUUGAAGGAAGUUGUAACAUUCAAGGACGUGGCUGUGGCCUUCACUGAGGAGGAGCUGGGACUCCUGGACCCGACCCAGAGGAUGCUGUACCGAGAUGUGAUGGUAGAAAAUUUCAAAAACCUGAUCUCAGUGGCAUACACCCCCUGGGCUGAUUCCAUCUGA